Messenger RNA from Trichomonas vaginalis G3, 348 nucleotides. Its product is annotated as S1-P1 nuclease family. The transcript has a single exon. Gene Ontology annotation, biological process: DNA catabolic process. Gene Ontology annotation, molecular function: nucleic acid binding; endonuclease activity. Bases 1 to 348 code for a protein of 115 amino acids. The record is from RefSeq and is a predicted model, not a curated record. NCBI's taxonomy places the organism in Eukaryota, Parabasalia, Trichomonadida, Trichomonadidae.
AUGCUUGUUCUUUUUGCAACUUUUGGAUUAUGCUGGUGGGCACACGCUCAUAUGGCUAUUACUGAAAUAGCAUUAGGACACCUUUCAUCAAAGAAAAUCAAUAAAUUGUAUGAACUUAUCAACAGAGAUGGACUUCCUUUUCAAUCUGUCGUCGAUAGCUCUGCAUGGCAAGAUGAUUUGAAGGAUACAUACAAAUUCCAUGCUAUAGGAGAUUGGCAUUUCUCUGAUAAUCCAAUCUACAUGAAUAAAACUAUUCCUGCAAUCAUUCCUAAUCCUUCCUACAAUGUUACCUCAUUCUUAUAUGAUGCAUUGGACACAUUAAAUGAUCCUACAACCACUAGUUUGUAG